AGUAGAGCAAUCAGUCAGUGAACGUCUAGUUGCUUGAGGAACUGCAGUCGCGGUAAAAGUGGUAGCAGCAGCAGCAGCAACAGCAGCAGUAGGAUUUCGACGUUUCUAAAGCCAGUGCCACGUUCGCAGGAUGACUGAAAACACAGCGCUGACAAAUACGCGGUGUCCUGAAGUCUCUGAGAUGGGAUCGGCAGGUGGAGAAGUAGUGACAGCUAAAGCAGAGCCGCCGUUGAAAAGAAACACAGACUUGAUCUACUCCGUGGAGGACGUGCCGCCAUGGUACCUGUCCCUGUUGCUCGGCUUCCAGCAUUACGUCACCAUGGCAAGCGCUACGCUCUCCGUCCCGAUCCUGGUGGCGUCCUUUCUGUGCCUGGAGGAGGAUGAUCCGGCCCGCGGUGCCCUCGUUUGCACUGUUUUGGUUCAGUCUGGCAUCGUCACCCUUGCACAGACAACCUUCGGCAUCAGGCUCCCCCUUGUUCAGGGAACCGCUUUCUCCUUCCUGGUGCCAGUGAUAACCCUGCUGACCGUAGUGCACCCACCCUGCGCCGCGUUGCCCCUCGCCAACAUGACGCGGGAAGCGCGGCAGGAGGAGUGGCUGGGCAGGAUCCUGGAUGUACAGGGCGCCAUUGCCACAAUAUCCUUGUUCCAGAUCUUCCUUGGUUUCACAGGGUUGGUCGGGAUGAUGAUGCGUUGGAUCACGCCUCUCGCAAUCGUCCCAACGGUGACGCUCGUCGGCAUCUCUCUGUUCGAUGUUUGCUCCGACAAGGUCUCUUCCCACUGGAUCAUCUCCAUUACGACAAUAGCACUGAUGAUCCUGUUCUCGCAGUACCUCGGUAACGUCACAGUGCCGCUGGUCGUGCUUACCAAGAGGCGUCGGAGGUGCCCCUCAUUCACUACUACCAAGGUCAAGCUGUUCAAAUCCUUCCCAGUGCUACUGGCAGUGUUCCUCGCCUGGGGUUUAUGUGGCAUCCUCACAGUUUACGACGUGCUGCCUCCAGGCUCUGCUGCCCGCACAGACACAAAGGGAGACCUGCUGCAGAGGACACCGUGGUUUUAUGUGCCUUAUCCUGGGCAGUGGGGAUUGCCCAGAGUGACUGCUGCGGGGGUGGUGAGCAUGCUGGGAGCCAGUGUGGCUUCCAUCAUGGAGAGCAUCGGGGACUACUACGCCUGCGCCAGGAUGUCAGGUGCUCCUCCACCUCCUAUCAGCGCCAUCAACCGCGCGGUGUUCGUAGAGGGUCUAGGCUGCCUCUUGGCGGGGCUUCUUGGGACUGGCAGCGGCACCACCUCCAGCUCGGAGAAUGUCGGAGUCAUCAGCGUCACCAAGGUGGCCAGCCGUCGCGUGGUGCAGAUCAGCGCCGUCAUUCUCAUUGUCUCCGGCCUCGUUGGUAAGUUCGGCGCAAUCAUCGUCACCAUUCCGGAGCCUGUGAUGGCGGGCAUCUUGGUUGUCAUGUUUGCGAUGAUCACCUCCAUCGGUCUCUCACCCCUGCAACAAGUCGACCUCUCCUCCUCCAGGAACCUCUUCAUUCUGGGCUUCUCCAUCUUCUUCGGCCUUCUUUUACCGAAGUGGUUGGAGCGAAACCCAGAGUGGCAUCUGGGGACUGGCUGGGCGGCCGGGGACCAGGUGCUGAGGGUGUUCCUGCAGACGCCCAUGAUGGUGGGUGGCGUUUUGGGAUGCAUCCUGGACAACACGAUCCCGGGCACACCUGAGGAGCGAGGGCUGGUCGCCAAGCAGGAGGAGGGAAAGGAGAGGUUGCAGCUUUCUGACGCAGGCGAGUGGUGCUACGACCUGCCCUUGAUCAUGCCCUGCAUCAGGAGGAUGCCGUGGAUGCGCUACCUGCCCGUCUCUCCGACCUACCAACACCAGCGGGUGCCAAGAAUCCUGCAGCAAGCACGAGCAGACACACCCUAACAACAAACACCCUGCCCAGAUAGGACACAGCUGCUAUAUUCUCCAACAUCUUAUUUCGAGAAUCUUUAGCAGCCUCUUAGGGGAAGCUUUUCGUUGUUUACAAAGUAGUGUUUUUAUGUUUCUUUUGAUAAAUGAGUGAUGUACCAUUAGGAGGCAAAAAUAUGCAUAAAAGUAAAGAUGAAGGUUUAUGAGCUACAAGUACGCUUGGCUUCAAUGCUCCUUUGUCUUAUUGACCUUUAAUUCGAACACAUGAACCGCAAUCCUCGAGACCGCAUCUCUAUUGCUCUUUUGUGUUCGAAACUACCACGGUUGGAGGUGCUGAGGUGCUAAGCUGCUUUGGGUCGUAAUGUAAUUCAUGUAGUUUGUGUUAUAUAUGCCUACAUUCUCCGUCACGUUGUUAUAGAUAGCGUUCGUUACAUGAUAUGAAAGGAACCGAAUUCCUUAGCCAUAUAUAAAUGUUAAGCGUCUUCUUCAUUCAAUCAAACAGCUUGUAGUGAAAGUAAUUUAGUUUUUCGAGGGAGUUGUUCGUUUUGUCAUCAAUCAAUGUUCUUUACGUAAUAUAGGGAUAGUUUAACAAGAACUAUGAGUUAACAGUAAAGAAAAAAAAUGAGAACCUGACAAAUAACUCUCGGGCCUUAUAGAAAUAUUACCAUAAAAUAAGGUGUUUUUAAGCACCAGGACCUAUUUAUAUGUAUCGACAGAGAGGAAUGAAUCUUUGAACUCCGGUAGUCGCUUCCUCCGUCCUUCCUACCGUUUAGUUCAUCUUGUGGAGGUUACGCAGGAGGUUGACGGAGAUUAGCGUAGAAAGACACAUUACCAAACAUGAAACGUCGGCAAAGGUUUGGAGGACUUGAUUUGCCGGCGCUGUGCAAUGCUGAGCUACGACGACAGACGGCGGGAUGGGAGUAGUGAGGAGACCCUCACCUCAUUACUCAUCACUACAGCACGGU
Portunus trituberculatus (swimming crab) is the source of this 2859-nucleotide messenger RNA. RefSeq names its product solute carrier family 23 member 2-like. Gene Ontology annotation, molecular function: transmembrane transporter activity. Gene Ontology annotation, biological process: transmembrane transport. Bases 131 to 1909 code for a protein of 592 amino acids. The transcript has 15 exons. Gene Ontology annotation, cellular component: membrane. The record is from RefSeq and is a predicted model, not a curated record. Lineage: Eukaryota; Metazoa; Arthropoda; Malacostraca; Decapoda; Portunidae.